This is a messenger RNA of Pieris macdunnoughi, 480 nucleotides long. NCBI's taxonomy places the organism in Eukaryota, Metazoa, Arthropoda, Insecta, Lepidoptera, Pieridae. The record is from the annotation of a GenBank genome assembly.
AUGCAGACUGGAGUUAUUAUAAUUUUUGUCAUCAAUAUUCUACUUAUUGAAGGGAUAAUGAUACUGACUAAGUACGAAGCGGAAGCAUCAACGAUUGAUCAAGAAUCAAAUCCUCUGUCGAUGACAAAUUUCGAUAAAUCACAGGAAAGAUUUACAGAAUUCAAAUCAUUGGAUCGUGAGGAAAACGAUAGUUCUUACGAAACUGAGAACGACAGGAAAACGGAUGAGAAAAUAAAAAAGCCAUGCUCCAUGGUGGUGUUAUCUCACAUCCAAAACCCGAGUUUGCAGUCAUUAUUGAGAAAGUAUCGAUACGAUGCAAAUGGCAUCCUGAUACCCAGUAGCGUGAAGUACUUCAUCAAGAUGCCACAAGGUUUAAAGUCCUCACCGCUCCUAGUGCCGUUAAACGACAAGUCGUAUUCACCACUGGGCAGUUUCGUAAGAUAUUACAAGGAAGUACCGCCGAUUCCGCAAGCUUGGUAA